Molecule: messenger RNA, 417 nt
Organism: Pyricularia oryzae 70-15
Lineage: Eukaryota; Fungi; Ascomycota; Sordariomycetes; Magnaporthales; Pyriculariaceae
Exons: 1
Coding region: 1-417 (138 amino acids)
Source: RefSeq, a predicted model, not a curated record
AUGUCGCCCGUUUUGACUGAUGCACCGAAAGAUUUGCUCUACUGUCGGAUGGCAAAGGAAAAGCUAUCUGAAGAUGAAGAGGACAGAAAUUCCGUAUUUAGAAGAACAGCGGGCUAUAACCUUCGACAUCCCUUUGUUAACAUCUCCUCCAUCACAAAAUUGUCCACUGUUUGCAACGAUUGCCACAGUUUCGCGGGCAAAGCAGACCCAACGGCUCUCGAGCGCUGCCUCCGUGGCUGCGAAGCCGAUUAUGACAAGGCUGGUGAGGCUUGGUCCAGGCCAUCCAGCAGAUCCGGCUCGAGUAGUGGAUCUCGCAGGCACUCCUCAGCAGGCGAGAGAGGUGAGAGCAAAAGUAGCAGCAAGAAAAACAGCAAAUCGUGCAGCUCUAGGAGCUACAAGCGCUCCAUUAGGCCUUGA